Molecule: messenger RNA, 3098 nt
Organism: Tachyglossus aculeatus (Australian echidna)
Lineage: Eukaryota; Metazoa; Chordata; Mammalia; Monotremata; Tachyglossidae
Gene: AKNAD1
Product: AKNA domain containing 1
Exons: 16
Coding region: 291-2900 (869 amino acids)
Source: RefSeq, a predicted model, not a curated record
UGAAAGGUACUUGGGAGUAGGAAAGAAAACAUUCUCUUCUGUCCCUGAGCAGAACCUCUUUACUCAAUCAGGAGCCCCGAUUUUCCAUCUGCCAGGAAAGAGCUCACUACAGUGUCUAUUGCAUAGAUCACUCACUUUCUAGAAGGAAAUGGAUAAAGAUGGCUGGAAAGUUCAAAAUAUAACCUGUGCAAUAAUUAAAGAACUCCCCAACUAAGAGAAGAAAUACAACCCAAGAGUAGAAACAGUUGAAGUAGACUACCAAGAGGUGAAACAAAGCAAAUUUCACCUUCAUGGAUGAACUGGAAUUUUCUGAAGAUAGAACUGAUGAAAGCCAAAUAGAUUUAUCUUAUGAUGGAGAGUUGGAGGGGAACCAUCAGGAACACAAGAAUGAAACAUGUAUCUGGAGUGACCAUGCAUUUACUGCAGUUGAAAGUAUUUCAGAUGAUUUUUCCAAUAUGAUGCUUUCAGAAGUUCCAAAGCCUCAAGACUGGCAUACUCCUGACGAGAUUCCUGGGAGUGAAGAGAGUGUUUUUCCCACUAAGUUAUCUCCGGACACUGUUAUAAGAGAAAAGCUCGAGGCAGAUUUUUGCACGGGCCGUUUUCACAUACCAGGUGAUAAUAAAGGGUACUCCAAUUCGCACAUUUCGGAAGUUCUACUACGGCAUCUUUCCAAUGAGGAGUUGUUAAAUGCCAGCCAUUUUAUUGACGGGGAAACCAUUCCAGAGAUUUCUUUUACAGAAACUUUUGAAGAAAACAGGAUUAUUAAAAGUGUAACUUCACUUCACAGUGAGAAUCUUUUACCAAAGCAACAAAAUGCAGGCGACUCUGACCAACAACUCUUAAAGAGUGGAGAGGAAAGUUGUGAUUCUAGUCAAAGAGAUCGGUUCACCCUGGAAGAAAAUAAAAUUGACUUAAGACCAACAGAGGAGCCUGAGGCUCACAUAAAGGGUAAACAAAACUUGCUAACUGAGAAUGGAUGUACGAAACGUUUUAAAAAAACACAGACGGGGCAGAUGUCCCAGAAAUGUACGCUGGAAAGAACACGCUCAAGUCACGAGUUCAAAUAUGGCCAGGGUCAAGUCCACUAUCGCCUUCCUGAUUUCUCUAAGAUUGCUCCCAAAGUGAAAAUACCAAGAAGAAAUUGUGCUAAUAAAUCAACGCCCGUGGUUAAACAAACCACCUCCUCCCCAAACUUGAUUGGUGAGUCAGGAAUUCUGCCAGAUGUUUGGGGAGCCAAAACUACUUUAGACUUUAUUGCAAAGCAAUCAGAAGAGGAGAUAAAGAAAAAUGCUGAAUUCUUACAGCAGCUACAGUUGCUUACGAAACAUGCUGAGGCUCAAAAUCUCACGGAUUUCUUAAGAUUCACUACCAAGGUAGAACCUUCACUGAGGGUUUCCGAAGGAUCUCACGCAGGAUUAGAAUCUGGGGCAAGGAAAACAAAACUGUCAUCAACUCUCGCAGGAGAAGAGCCAUUUCCCAACCCUUCUAAUUUAUACACCACAAAAGGCGAAAAGAUGGGGCAGAAGCUAAAGGAACAGACUGAACACUUGAGGACUAAAGUACAAGAAUUUUCUAAGCGAAUAGCAUGGGAAUCCUUACCAUUUGAAGAAUACUGUCUGGAGCUGAAGCAAUUGCGAAGUGAUCUCAACAUGCUGGAGCAGAAUUAUCUGGCUACGAAGGAGAAACAUCGAGGUUUACAGCUGCAAAACUACAGGCUCCAGUCCGCGUCUGUUGGAGUCUUCGAUCCCGGAAGAAAGCUUGAGGGUGAAAUCUUUCAAUUAGAAAUGCAACUUGAAGAUAUCAGAGAAAAAAUGGAUCAAGACACGCGCAGUUUCACUCCCUCUUCACCUGUGGAUCGUCCAAUAGGUUCUCCGCUUUCCCUGGGUGACUCUGUGUCCUGUUCACCUGUUCUUGAGAAUACAAGAGAAGAGAGCCUUACUGGUCACACAGAGAGGGCUGAACAGGAAACAAAUGGGAACCAAAAAGAGAAGGGACAGAGUGAAAGCGACGAGAGCGAGAUCGCUCCAGCAAAGUCCGAGGGCUGUUGUUUCCCAGAUGACAUUCAUGAGCUCUACCCACAGAUCUAUUUAGGGUUACCGCCGAGAGUCACUGCUAUCAAUGAAGACUUUUUGGAAUCGAAUCCGGGCGAGACAAGUGAACUCGUGGAGAAGAACUCAUCGGAUGGCAUGCGUUUCCCCCUGGAAGCCGAGGAGGGUUCGGGAAGGGUGAAAGCGACUGAGCCAUGUGUGCGAAAUCAAGAUUGUACCUCACCCCCAGGAGCCCUCGAAAGGAACCCAAAAAAGGAGCUUAAAGUGGGCCACAGGAAACCAAAAUCCAGAGGGGUUCCAAUUCUCAUCCAAGGAAAAGCAAUGAAUCUAGAUUUAGCAGAUGACGCCUUUGACGCCGAUUCAGGAGACAAUGUAUUUUCCGAUUCCUUCAAUGGACCCCAAACGGACGAAUUCACAGAUUCCAGAUGGAGAAUACAUGAAACACAGAACUCAGGAUUUAAAGAACUAUCUCGAGCUUGUUCCCAGCGGAAAAGAAUUGGUUUCCCCAAAACGUGUUCAAAAAAGCCCCGAGACCAGUGUGAACCUAUAGUCUCUGGAAGGCCCCAUGUAUUGCUUUCCAGAUCAAAUUUAAGGCCUCCCAAGACCCUUUCUACAGAGGGCUGUGACCCCGUUUCAUUCUCACCCCACUAUUCAUCUCGAAUGUCUUCAGGAAGCAGUUUCCAAUGCAGGAGAAGGAGCGCAACGAAGCGUAAUUCAGAGAUUCUAAACUCCGCUUUGGACCGUGCCCUGCAGGCUGCAGUCGGCUUAAAAGAGACGACAGAACGGAUGAUUCGAGAAGUGGCAGGGGACCUGGAUAAAGUUCGGAAUCAGAAAAGUCACGAACAGUUUUAGCCACUGAACUGUCUGAUCUGAGGUCAGUAUGUUGUCAUGGUAGGUAAUUGAAAUAGAUAAAAGAUAUGGCAAGAAGUUCUGCAAAAAUGUAUCAAACUGUAGCUGUAAAGUUCAACCAAUUGCUCUGACUGCCAAUCACACUAUUGCUUGUUGGCCGCUGUUAGAUGAUAUGAUAAUAAUAAUAAUGAUGGCAUUUGU